AUGAGCUAUGAUACAGCAGAGACGAUACCAGUAGCCCAGCAUGAGGCACGAAGCCUGUCGGGGCCCUAUCCUCGCCGCACCGCCGUCUCCGCCGCCGUCGACCCCGUAGCACUCGUCGUUACAGAAUGCAUCACGGUCACCUCUGCCAUGCGCAAGCAUGCGCGAUGGGCGCACUCCUCGGUAGCAGCUAUACUCGGUGGGGGUACGACUAGGUCCCCGCCUACACAAAGACGCGAGAAGGGCAACAGAGAAUCUACAGGAAGCCCAUCCCCGGGCCAGGAGCAGGAUGCGCUGGCUAGCAGAUGGGGCCUUAGAGGCAAGAAGGGCAAGAGCAUGCAGGACAACCCUCUCAUGGCUGCGUUUGCGCGUUUGCGGAAUGAUCUCAAGGGCUGCGAAGAUAUUCGAAAGUUUGACACGCCCGCGCUACUCCAUCCGUUCCUCCAAGUCAUACGCUCAUCCUCGACUUCGGCACCUAUUACCUCCCUUGCGCUCAUUGCCAUCACAAAGUUUCUGUCCUACAACAUCGUUGGCCCUGACUCCCCUCGAUUGUCUGUAGCCAUGCAGCUCCUGUCUUCAGCAAUCACGCACUGCCGCUUCGAAGCCAGCGACUCGGCCACCGACGAGAUAGUCCUUCUAAGAAUACUGAAGCUCAUGGAGAGCAUGAUAUCCGGACCGGGAGGGGAUAUAUUGGGAGACGAGGCAAUAUGCGAGAUGAUGGAAACAGGCCUGAGCAUGUGCUGCCAAGUCAGGCUCUCCGAGCUGCUAAGGCGAUCCGCCGAGGUAGCUAUGGUCAACAUGUGCCAGGUCAUUUUCGAGCGGUUAAAGCAUCUAGAAAUAGAAGCAGGCGAGGAGCCCGGGGCUCUAGAAGAGAGCACCAAGAAUGACAUGGACGCCGUGAAGAUGGAGCCUUCAGUCAAUGGAAACACGCUUAGUCCUCCAGCGAACAGGCCUGACGAAGGGCGGGGUUCGAGCAGUUUCGAGAAGAGUCACGAUGGGAGCGAGGGCAAUAUCACCAUGAACCCCAACAACAGUCAUGUCGACCUCCCUACCACUGCAGACUCUACAGAACUAGCGCCAAUCAAACCUUACUCGCUACCGUCCAUUAAGGAGCUCUUUAGAGUUUUGGUAGAUCUCCUAGAUCCGCAUGAUCGGCAACACAACGAUACGAUGAGGAUCAUGGCUCUUCGAAUCGUGGAUGUAGCGCUCGAGGUAGCCGGGCCAUCGAUAGCGAACCACCCUACUCUGGCAGACCUUGCGAAGGACACGUUGUGUAGGCACCUGUUCCAGCUGACCCGCUCAGACAAUAUGGCUGUCUUGAACGAGUCGUUACGUGUGGCUUACACCCUUUUGGCCACCUGCCGAGGGGUACUGAAGCUGCAGCAAGAGCUUUUCCUAUCGUACAUCAUCACUUGUCUGUUUCCACGUGUAGAGAUACCACAAGAACCUGGGAUCGAACCGGCGUUAUACGAGGGCGUUCCUCAGUCACCAAGUCUAGUCAAGCCAGCGCCCUCGCAGGCGAGCAGCGGCAGAUCAACACCUGUGCCAGUGAAGGACCGGCAGCGGCUGGGACUAGAGGGUGGCAUGAGGAGACCAGAUGCCCGAGAGGCAAUGGUUGAAAGCGUUGGCGCUCUUGUCCGGAUAACCUCGUAUAUGGUUGAGCUGUUCGUCAACUACGACUGUGAGAUUGACCGAGCCGAUCUUUGCUCCGAUAUGGUAGGACUUCUCUCACGCAACGCCUUCCCUGAUUCCGCUACGUGGAGUACAACGAACGUACCUCCGCUCUGUUUAGACGCUCUCCUAGGCUACGUGCAGUUCGUUGCCGACCGGCUAGAUGACGCGCCGGUAACGGAAGGUUAUCCCGAUGUGGAGGGGCUGAGGCAGCAGCGAGCUCGCAAAGAGACUAUUAUCCGAGGGACGGCAAAGUUCAAUGAGAAGCCGAAGGGUGGAAUAGCGUUUUUGGUCUCACAAGGUAUCAUCAGCGACCCAGAUGAUCCGAAAGCCAUCGCGGAGUUCGUCAAGGGCACUACGAGGAUUGACAAGAAGGUUCUCGGAGAAUUCUUGUCUAAGAAGGAGAACGACGCCAUUCUGAGCGCCUUCAUGAACCUCUUCAAUUUCACCGGACAGCGUGUAGAUGAGGCCUUGCGGCAACUCUUGAACUCCUUCAGAUUGCCUGGCGAGUCACAGUUAAUCGAGCGGAUCGUGACCGAGUUCGCCGCAAAGUACUGCGCCAGCUCUACAUCCGAGGAAGUCGUGGACAAGGACGCCGUAUUCGUCUUAACUUAUGCAAUCAUAAUGCUCAACACCGAUCAACACAACCCGAAUCUCAAGGCGCAGAAGCGUAUGACAAUCGAAGACUUCUCCCGAAACCUGCGGGGCGUCAAUGGCGGCAAGGACUUCGACCCCGAGUACCUACAGAACAUCUUCAACUCUAUCAAGACGCAUGAGAUCAUCUUACCCGAAGAGCAUGAUACCAGGCACGCCUACGACAUUGCGUGGAAGGAGCUCCUCGUCAAAGUACAGUCGGACUCCGACCUCGUCAUCUGCAACACAAAUGUCUUCGAUGCGGAUAUGUUUGCAGCGACGUGGAAGCCAAUUGUCGCGACACUAUCGUACGUGUUCAUGUCAGCGUCUGACGAUGCAGUGUUUACCCGGGUCCUAGCCGGCUUUCAACAGUGUGCGCAAAUUGCUUCCAGAUACGGUAUCACCGAGGCCAUGGAUCGCAUCGUCUACUGCCUCAGUAAUAUAUCUACACUCGCGCCUGAGGUGCCGCCUAGCACUUCGCUCAAUACGGAAGUCCAGGUAGAGAAGAAGAGUGUGAUGGUCAGCGAGACCGCUGUCAGAUUUGGCCGGGAUGACAGGGCGCAGCUGGCUACACUGGUGCUGUUCCGCGUGCUCAAUGGGAACGAAGCUGCAGUCCGUGGUGGAUGGGCCUACAUUGUUCGGAUACUGUUGAACCUCUUCAUAAACUCGCUAAUACCACCAUCCUUCCCUUCCAUCUCGAAAUCAAUAGAUCUCCCUCCUGUCCCACUCCAGAGCCCCGCACAGAUCAUAGACCGAGGCGAAAACCCAAGCGAAGCAGGCCUCUUCUCCGCCUUCACUUCCUACGUCUCCAGCUUCGCGAACGACGAACCGCCUGAACCGUCAGAUCAAGAGAUCGAGUACACCUUAUGCACUGUAGAUUCUAUCAACAGUUGCGCGAUUGAGGAAGUAUUCUCCAAUAUCAGCCGAAUGCCAAUCGAUUCUCUGAAGUCCUUGCUCUCCUCUCUCCUUUCCCAAAUACCUGAGGUCUCCUCGCCGAGAGUCAUCGUCGUGAAGCCCGAUCUACCAGCACCAAGCCCCCGAAGACCGAACGGCACCAAAGCGAGGCCGAAUGGACCAGUGUAUGAACCGAGCGUUGCGUUCGUUUUGGAGCUGGCUACUGUGCUAGCGUUGAGAGAUGCAGAGACGGUUGAAGCCCUCGGGAAAGAGGUUGCAGAUGCGUUGCAGACCGUGAUAAGGGAUUCUGCGCACGUGCACAGCGUGAUUAUUAGUCGAGCUGCCUAUUACCUGCUUCGGCUCCUGCUCGCUAGCAACGAUUAUGACUUCGUGCGCGCGCCAGUCGUCUUGCACACGUUCUCAAAGUUCGACCAGGAUCUGAUCAAGCAGUGUGCACCCCUGCUACUCAAGGGCUUAUCCGACUGCAUCAACGGCCCGUCUGGCCUGCGGAAUGAGAUGGCCAACUCUCCCGACUUCUGGUCGCUCUUACACGCUUUACUCCCGGUCACAGAGGCUUCUGCGGAUGUAUUCCGAAUUGUAGAAGAGCUUAUCACCUCACCGCGCCCGGGCAUUACGGCGGACAACUAUGAGGCGGCGAUAGCCUUGCUCAACGAGUUCGCCACUGCUGGGAGUGUGGGGGCUACGGAAGAGCAGCGACAGGACCCGGCGGCUCGAAGGGGCAGACAAGCUAAGCCGAAGGCACCUCAAACCAACGAAAAGGUGCUCCGAGGCUCCAAAGCAAUGAUACUAGUCCACCACAUGACCACCCGCGUCCCCAACUUCAUCGAGCAGUCCCAGCUCGAGACACACAAAGCAUGGACAGCCUACUGGUCCCCCAUCUUCCGCGCCCUAACGACCCAAUGCCUAAACCCGUGCCGCGAAAUCCGGCACCAAGCCUUCACCUCUCUGCAGCGCGCCCUGCUGUCCGAGCACCUCGCCUCGUCCGAGCACAAAGAGUGGACGGCGAUUUUCAGCGAGGUGCUCUUCCCGCUGAUCAACGAGCUGCUGAAGCCGGAGAUCUAUGCCACCGACCCGGCCGGGAUGGGCGAGACGAGGGUCAGGGCCGCGACGCUGCUGUGUAGGAUCUUUUUGCACUAUCUGGUGCUGCUCGUGGAGUGGGAGGGGAUGCUGGGGCUGUGGGGGAGGAUUUUGGAGGUGCUGGAGAGGUUUAUGUGGAGUGGGCAGGGGGAUACGCUGGAGGAAGCCGUCCCCGAGAGCCUCAAGAACAUCCUGCUCGUCAUGUCGAGCGGUGGAUAUCUGGUCCCGCCCGACCAGGAUCCGGAGCAGGCGGAGUUGUGGAACGAGACGUGGAAGCGGCUUAAUAGAUUCUUGCCGAACUUGUUUGAGGAGCUGUUCCCGGAGGAAGCGAAAAAGCCGCCGCCCGGUGCGGUGAAGAUGGCGGAGAGACCUGCUGAGGCGAGAUCGCCCGCGCCGGAGGCAAGCGAGGUCAGGAGUCAGGCUUGA
This is a messenger RNA of Coniosporium apollinis CBS 100218, 4719 nucleotides long. RefSeq lists its product as uncharacterized. Gene Ontology annotation, molecular function: guanyl-nucleotide exchange factor activity. Bases 1 to 4719 code for a protein of 1572 amino acids. Gene Ontology annotation, biological process: regulation of ARF protein signal transduction. NCBI's taxonomy places the organism in Eukaryota, Fungi, Ascomycota, Dothideomycetes. The record is from RefSeq and is a predicted model, not a curated record. The transcript has 8 exons.